Messenger RNA from Lathyrus oleraceus (garden pea), 1245 nucleotides. RefSeq lists its product as uncharacterized. Bases 1 to 1245 code for a protein of 414 amino acids. NCBI's taxonomy places the organism in Eukaryota, Viridiplantae, Streptophyta, Magnoliopsida, Fabales, Fabaceae. The transcript is spliced from 4 exons. The record is from RefSeq and is a predicted model, not a curated record.
AUGGUUCAUCCCCAUCCUCAGAAGAAAGCUACACCAUAUGUGUCUAAAGUUGUCAAUACUUCUGGUAAGUCUUCUAAACUCAUAAUCCCCAAUAAAGAUAAGAUUAUUGCUAAAGGAGAAUCUAGGCUUAAAAGAUUUGAACUUAGAAACCCUAACAUGCAUGCUAACGACCCUGUAAAUCCCAUGAUAGCAGAAAGAAGUGCAACUGAUAAGGAACUUAGGAAGUUUGUUGCAUCUGUUUUGAGGGAAGUAAACUCUGAUAUUUUUCCAUAUGUUCAAACAUCUUUGGAAAAAGAUCCAGGCCCUGACAAUGAGUCAAGGGAAAAUGCAGAAGAAAAUGUUCCUGAUCAUACUGGUCGUGAGAGAAGAAGAAAGAUUGCUGCUUUUGAAGAUUCUCCCUCUAGGGAAGAGAAGAGAAAAGUUGAUGGGUUGAAAAGAACUCCUUCUAGAAGCUCCACAGGAAAAUCUCCUGCUAGACCCACUAGGUCUUGGAGUAAAGUUGUUACCCCUACUAGAAAGAGGAAAGAUGUAUCCUCUAGUGAAUCCGAGUUUGAUGUUGCACAAGAUGUCCAGGACAUCACCCAUAUAAAAAGAUCUGCUAACAAGAAACCUCAUGAUGCUAGGUCUAAUGCUCCACUAGAAAAUGCUUCUUUACAUUAUGUGAAGAAUGAAGAAAGGUGGAAGUAUAUCAUUCAGAGAAGGGUAGCCCUAGAAAGGGGAUUGGGAAAAGACGCCCUUACGUGUAAGGAAGUCAUGGAACUGAUAGAAGAUGCAGGGCUGAUGAAGACUGUCACACGCUUUGGACCUUGCUAUGAAAACUUAGUAAAGGAUUUUGUGGUGACUAUCCAUGAUAGAUGUGAUGAUAUAAAUAGUGCUGACUAUGGUAAAGUUUAUGUGAGAGGAAAUGUUGUAACAUUCUCCCCGACUGUGAUCAAUAACUUUCUGGGAAGAACAAAUGAACCUCAGGCUGAACUGGAGAUCUUUGACGAUCCUGUGUGCAAAGAAAUCACGUCCAAACAGGCACCUGGCCCUGCCACCUCCAAGAAGAGUGUCAUUGCCCAGUUGAAGGAAACAUACAAAGAGUUGGAGGACUCCAUCAGAUCUAACACCGCUACAAAUAUUAAACUGGAGACAUUGAUGAAGGUAAUGAUGGAAGAGGAGAAAAAGAUAUUUUGUCCCCUUGUGUGCCCCCUUGUGAGGGUUCUUGCACUAUAUGAAUAUGGUUUUGUUUCAGUUUCUGGUUAG